Sander lucioperca (pikeperch) is the source of this 2314-nucleotide messenger RNA. RefSeq lists its product as uncharacterized. The record is from RefSeq and is a predicted model, not a curated record. The transcript is spliced from 6 exons. Lineage: Eukaryota; Metazoa; Chordata; Actinopteri; Perciformes; Percidae. Gene Ontology annotation, molecular function: protein binding. The coding region runs from base 1691 to 2314 and encodes 207 amino acids.
CACAGUUUGAGUCUUCUCAUUUAUUAUAAGCUUGUAUUGCACUCCAUGUAUGUGAACAAGCACUCAUUUUAAUUUCAGAUUUGGCCCUUUCUAUAUUUGCUGUUUUCUGCAGUCAGUGUCCCCAUUAAAACAAAUGGUCAUUACCACAUUCAAAAAUCUUGAACUGAAUUGUCAUGAAACUACCGCAUUAAAUGGUAAAUGGACUGCAUUUAUAUAGCACCUUCCUACCUUACCGGACAAAGCACUUUACAAUUUGCCUUAAUUCAUUCACACACACAUUCAUACACUGAUGGUGGCGGAACUGCAAGGCGCUAGCCCGCCAGUCAUGAGCAGUUGGUGGUUCAGUGCCUUGCUCAAGGACACUUCGACAUGCGGACAGGAGGGGCCGCGGCUCGAACCGCCAACCUUGUGAUUAUUCAUUAUGUUGUAAAAACCUACUGUAUGUGUUGUCCAUAUUACUAAAACAGCAUCAGUAAACCCACCUAAAACAAAUAGGACAUGGGCAGUUGGGUUGUCUUUGGGUCCUUGGAUCUUUCUUGGAGCUGUAGAAUUUCCAGUAUUUAGUGACAUGUUUAGUGACAUGUUUAAGACCAGCCUGUGUUCAUGAUAGGGUUCCAAGACCUUAUCACCAGAGGGCAGCAAUGUAGCUGAGAAGGCUACCUGUUUAACUAAUAAGCCACAAAGUGUUGAAACCCUCCACCUUCCUCUCUAAAUACUGUGCUGUUUUAGAGUGGUUUGCAGAGUUUAGCAGAGCAUACUGCCAGUACGAGUCAUCAAUCUCAUAAUGCUCUUACUUUUAAAUGUGGCAUGAAAGUGGGCACACUAUUCACUGACAUCAUGGUGUAGGAUGAGGUAGAGCAUUGUGAGGACAGUGAGGACAGUUGACACACUUAUGAGCCAGUUUGGGGUGAAGGACAAGGGCUUCUCUCCAGGGGCGGUUAAAGCAGGUAGACAGUUACUACAACCAGAGACAUCUCUGAGUUUAGUCAGGGGCAGACUGACCUUGGCAGUACUCAUUUGACCCAAAUAAAACUGACACCGGGGAUGCUAAGCCCGUUAUGAUGCACUUACAAGAGGUGGCCGCCAAAUUCUUGCGAGUGGUGUAAUUUCUCCUUCCUGUCCAUGGGCACUUCCUAACCAAGAAGCGCACACUAUUGCUAAAGUUCUGACUGGGAAAUGGGUGUUUUGCUUUGGGCUAUCACAUAGUAUCCAAGGUCCUAAUUUGUAAACUGAGAAUUGUUUAGGCUUCUACAUAUUUAUAAAUCUCGGACAUCCCCUUACCACCCCCAGUCAGAUGGAAGGAAAUGAACGGGGGUGAAUUUAAUACAACAGGCUCCCCUGGUGGAAGCUCUUGUUACGAACUGUUUAAGAGGUUGUGGUGCAAGAUUGCAAAUUAUCUUUUAUACUUAACCAAUAUAAGUUGGUUCCAUUCAAGUCACACAAAAAUGCUUUUUAACUUUAUUGCAAUGGUUGGGCUUUUUAUACUGCUAUGUGUAAUGCUCACAUAUGCAGAGUAUGCAUUGAUUACUAUUUGUCUGUGUAAGGUUAAGUAGCUAACCUUCCAGUAGUGAAGAUCACAUAAACUGCACACAUGACCGCCACCAGUGCCAGUGGAUGUUUUUGUGUUAUUGUUUUGUUUCUCUUCCAAGGCCAGACUUUAUAACUGUGCUGGAUUUAUUGAGGACAAACCAUGUUUCUUUAUGACUCAUCUAACUUGGGUUUCUGUGAGGAUGACAAUCACAUCUAUCUAGUACUGUUUGUCUUAGAACCUGUCAGCAUUAUCAACCAUGAGCUUCAGACAGAGUCUGACAACAGAAUUAUUCCACAUGGAAAUCAAGCUGGAUCCCAGGGAAAAGAACCAACGAAUGCCUCUGUCCACCAACAGACCUGCACACAAGACAUCCAUGCUGUGCUGAGAGAGAUGAGCGCCUCAUUGGCUGAACAGAGGGUGGAGAUGAGACACUUACAGAGAGAGAAUGAAGCACAAGCAGCUAAGCUGAAUGAACUGGAGUUACAGAAGACUGAGCUGGAGAGGCAGAAGACUGAGGUGGACAAGCUAAAACAACAAAUUCAAGCACAAGCAGCAGAGCUGAUCACUGUGAAAGCCAGGUCAAAUGUCACAGAAAUCCAGGUGGAGGCUCUAAAGAGAGAUGGAGAAGUCAAACAGGUGGCUUUCUCAGCCUCUCUGUUGGCUUCAGGCUCAGGAACUCUCGGACCAUUUAACACACACACUCCUCUUACCUUCAGAUAUGUCAUCACAAACAUUGGCAAUGCCUACAACUCACACACAGGUACUAAAAUUCUCAAAUUUUAA